Labrus mixtus (cuckoo wrasse) is the source of this 5072-nucleotide messenger RNA. RefSeq lists its product as uncharacterized. The record is from RefSeq and is a predicted model, not a curated record. The transcript has 14 exons. Gene Ontology annotation, cellular component: membrane; transcription elongation factor complex. Gene Ontology annotation, biological process: snRNA transcription by RNA polymerase II; positive regulation of transcription elongation by RNA polymerase II. Lineage: Eukaryota; Metazoa; Chordata; Actinopteri; Labriformes; Labridae. Gene Ontology annotation, molecular function: cis-regulatory region sequence-specific DNA binding.
GGCCAAUCGCCCUGCAUGUGUGGAACUGAGUAUCUACCAUCAGGAGUGAGUCACCUGAGAGACUGAAGAGUGUGGACUGUGUGGGUCCUCUCGACAAACUGCGGCCAUUUUACAGUACCAAACAGGUCCUAAAAGGGACUAACAUCUGUAUGACCAGUGGGUAAAUGGGGUGAGAGCGAUUCUCCCUCUCUGUGCACAUAAGCAUCGUGUGAUCACUCCUUUUUCAAUGAAUCACCAGAAUCUGCCUACAGCAUGAAAAGCUGGAGCAGGAAACUCAGGAGUCAAGAGCCUGACAAAGAGGCCGGGUCCUCCUCUAGCAAGAGGAAUUCCAUUUGUGAUCCACCAGUGCCUAUAUGGGUGACUCACACACCCACACCAGAUAAUAUCACAGAUGAUGACGACGACGAUGAAGCUAUCUCUACGGGCCGCACAUCCAGCUCGCCUCCUCAUGCAGAGAAGGACAAAAAAGGGAGUAUGAAGGACAGACUGAAGUCCCUUCUCCCUCUCUCAUGGGGGGGCUUUUCACACAAACAGCCAGGGAAAAGUGACAGUUUAAAUGACUCUGAGGGCAGCACCAAAGGGAUCCAGAUCCUUCCUAAUGGAACCAGGGUUAGCCCUCCUGUAAGCCCCCUGCUGGAGCGCAGAAACUGGGCUGAAUCACUUGGCAGCUCCAGCCAGAACUCCCAUAAGCCUUUGCUAAGGGAAAGCCCCUCUGAUGAUCUGUUCAAUCAGGGCCUCAGAGAGGAAUCCCUUUUAACCAGUAUCCACCCUGCAGAGUACUAUGCUGAAAAACUGGAAGUCUACAACCAAAAGUACUCUUAUUUAAAGUCCUGGCCAGGGCUGCUCAGACUUCUUGCAGGACUUCAGCUCUUAUUCGGGGGAAUGGUGUUCGCCUGCAUCAUCUCCUACGUUCAUAAAGAUAGUGAGUGGUCUAACACAUAUGGACACUAUAAUGGUGCUUAUAACAAUGGGCUGGGCCUGUCCGGGUACACUUACACAGGCCCUAUGACUCCUUUUAUACUGGCAGUAGCUGGACUCUCCUGGAUUAUCACCCUAAUUAUUUUAGUGAUGGGAAUGACGAUGUAUUAUCGCACCAUCCUCCUCGACGCCCCCUGGUGGCCGCUGACAGAGGCUUUCGUCAACGUGGCCCUGUUCCUGCUCUACAUGGCAGCAGGGAUUGUCUACCUGAACGACUUGAAUCGCGGUGGGCUGUGCUACAUGACAAUAGGCAUUAACCCUAUACUAGCCAAUCUGUGUAGGGUCGACGGUGGCCAGAUGGCAGGGACUGCUUUCAUCUUCAUCAACAUGGCAAUGUAUCUUGGAAGCUUCGUGGUGUGUUUGAAGAUGUGGAGGCACGAGGCUGCACGCAGGGAGAUGGAGUACUACGAAAAACAGGAGGAUUUCCACCAGGCCAUUCCGCUUACCCUUCAGAAACCAAAGCGCAUAUCAUUCAAGGAUGAAAUGAAUAAUUCUCUGAGUAAAGAUAUUAUCAACCAAUCUGUGGUCAACCCAGAGGUCCAAAAGAACCCUGUCAGUCUGAACAGGGCCACAGCGUCUGAAUACACGCCCAAAGUCCACAUCCUCGCAGACUACAUCAUAAAAUAUCCAGAGAUCAGAUGUGUGGAGGACAGGGAAAAUUACAAAGCUGUGUUCAAUGACCAGUACCAGGAAUACAAGGACCUCCACAGAGACAUCAGCACCGCCCUCAGUAAGUUCAGUGAGCUGGACACCAUGAUGGAAAAACUCCUCAGAGAUGGAAAAUGCCAAGAGAGUCAGCCAAGGAUUCAAGGCCUUCUGAAGACCUUUCAGCAGAAGAAGAGUGAUCCUGCCUUUCUGGAGAAGAAGGAGCGCUGUGACUAUCUGAAAGCAAAAUUAAGCCACUUAAAAAACAGAAUCCGCACUUUUGACCAGGAAACCAUGAGAAAUAAUUGAAGAGGAAUAUUUCCUCAGUACUAUGAUUCCCCCCCUAUGUACAGCCCGCCUUACAGCACCAACUCCCAGAGCUUCUACCCUCCAAGGAGUGUACAAUCCCCCCAGAGCCAGUAUGUCCCCUACUCGUAUAAUGUCCCUCAAGACUCCUACUAUCCAGAGGAGAGGCCUCAACUCUUCUACCGCUGGUUUUCUCCUCCUGGAUUUGUUAAAACCUUUCAGGGAGCUACAGUUCUCAUGUGUUUCCUCAUCUUCGCCUGCGUGGCUUCAACCUUGGUGUGGGACAUGAAUGGUUUCGGGUACGGGGGUUACAGUGCUGGGGGUUCAGCUGCUGCUGCAGGGACUGGGUAUGGAUAUUAUGGAGGCAGCUAUGGUUAUAGUAGCUCCUACAUGACGCCACAGUCUGCAAAGGCGGCCAUGAUUUCCAUGGCGGCAAUUAACUUCCUGGUUUCUCUGGGGUUCCUGGUGGGGAGUUUCUCUCGGUCACGGAUCAUGAGGGGAUGCAGCUUCUACCUCACUGUGUUCAUCUGUGACAUCAUCUUGGCUGUCCUGCAGGGCAUCAUCGACAUCAUCUUUGUGAUCGGGGUGAACCCGAUGUCUCAGAGCUCUCAGAGUAUGCUCUAUAACCCCAUGCUGAUGAUGUGCCAGAAUAUCCAGGGCAGCCCCAGCCUCAGCGGCAGCGUGGGGGCCGGUUUCCCGGGGGGGUUCCCCAUGUACAAUCAAUACCUGCACCACUACUGCUACAUGGACCCCGAGGAGACGGUGGCGUUAGUGUUUGGUCUGAUUGUGGUGUUGGCCCUGGCUCUGUCCGCUUACUACGCCUACAAGACCCGCAGCAAGAUUUGGAGACACGGCAAAGCUAAUAUCUUAUGGGACGAGCCUCGGGGCCGGUCGUCUGAGGGGCAAGAUGUGCAGGACUGGGUGAACCAUGUUGGAGAUUCACGCAGCACCCAGCAGGCACCAACUGUUGUCGUAUCGGAGAGAGCGACAGCACCUGAGCUGAGGGCAGAGAACAGCAUGGUCUCCUACGGCAACGGGACAGUCAGCAUCCACAGUGAGGGGAAUUGUAAAAGCAACAUUUUCUCUGCAGACAACAGUAAUGGUCGGGCUCCUGAGCCUCUGUACCAGAACAGCAGGGUGACGGUUUGCUCCAGCAGCUCCUCAGAGCAGACCGACAGCAUCAGAAAACCUCCUCUUCAUCAUCAUCAUCAUCAUCAUGUGAAGAAGGAACAGAGGGAGGAUUCACAACCCAGACCCGCGGCCCAGGAGGUGUUGGAGUCCCAGUAUGAGACUGGCUACACCACCGGAGACACUGGGAAUGAGUUGGACCGGGACCAUACUGAUCACCUGUACAGGCUGUAUCCAGUUAUAACUUCAGAUGAGCAGCGCCAGCAGUACAAGAAGGAGUUUGAGUCAGAUCUGAGCUGCUAUAAGAGCCUCUGCGCCCAAAUGGAUGACAUCAGCGACCAGAUGCACAAGCUGAGCCGAGAGCUGGACACAGUGGACGACAGCUCCAUGAAGUACCAGGGUGUGGCAGAUGAGUAUAACCGGUUCAAAGACAUGAAAAGGACGCCUGACUAUCAAGCUAAGAAGAAGCAUUGCAAAGAACUUCGCCAAAAACUUUUCCACAUCAAACGUCUGGUCAAAAUCUACGACCAAGGUCUUUGUUAGCGUUAAUAAUCUGUACUAACAGCUGAGGAUGAACACUGGCGGAGUGAAGGUGUUACAUAGCUGGAAAAUACAAGACUUUAUCCUCAAUAUUUUCUACAGUUUGACAGCUUCCUGUUUAAAUGUAAGAGUUCCAACCAUAGACUGUAAAUAAUAAUGGACGAUGCCUGAAUGACGUCACCCAUCUGUUACGGCAGGGGGAUCCGGAGCUCAUCGGCAGCAGCCGACAUCCUGGAAAUCUCAGCCUAACUUUCAGACAACCUAAAGAUAGGCAAAGAUCUGUAGCUGAGGCACGUUUUAAACGGUCAAUCAUCUCAGCUACGUGUUUUACUAUGAAUAUCAUGUUGUAUCGUUCAUAAAUUCAAAACGGAGCAGUUUUAAAAAAUGAAUCCCUCGUACAGUGUGUGUCCAUGAUGACAAUAACUAAUCAGACCUAUUUUGUUUUUUAUACCAGACUUUAAACAUGUUAAUUUAUGCUGUAAAAUCUGUCUUUUUCUGGCUAAUGUGUGUAUGUGACUUCCGGGGCUCCUGGAGCCAGCCUCAAGUGGACACUCAAUGAACUGCAGGGUUUUGCACUUCGGUUGUGGCUUCAUUUUUCUAGACCGGAGGUUGCCACUUGGUUCCAACAUGGCCCUCAACUGGCCUUACAGUGACAGAACCUUCACUUUAUUUGACCCUUAUAUUUACCACUCCUGUAUUAUUUUUUGCAGCUGUCAUUACUGCUAGGAUAAUCCGAGUUACUUUCUGCGUGGUUGUAAUAUACUCCUUUACAAGAUGACAUUAAUUACAUCUGAAUUUGUAUGCACCUUGUGGUAUAAUUCACCCUCUUUCACGGUGUCAAUUGUAGUUAAAUGUUUUAUUGUUACAGAAUGUGAUAGAAUGGGAACUGAUGAAUGUGACUUUUUGUUCCGAAAUAAUGGGAUGGUAAAGAGCAUAGGCUGUGUAAAUAUAUUAUUUCCAGCUCAGGUAAGGAGCAAUAAUAAUAAAAAAAACUUUAAAUCUGUCUUAAUUUGAAAUCUGACUUUGCUUCAUUAAUACACUGAAACAUUAAUGGUAUUUGUUGUAGUGUUUAUUUGGCAUUCUUCAUACAGAUGUAAUUACAACAUUUUCAAGUUGUUUGCAAAAAAACAAAAACAAUUGACACACGGUUAUCUUUUUAUUCUUUUAAUAACAUUGCCAUACACAGAAAACUUUAGAAAUUUAAGAACUGGGUAACACAAAGAUAAGAAAACAUGUAUCGUAUAUUUAUCUUUUAUUUUGUGAUGACAUGAUUGGAUGUAAAGAAGGAACUCCAAACAAUUUUCAGAAGGCCUGGUGGUAGAUCAAGAAGCAGAGCUACAUCAGUCAUAAAUGCAGAGUGUAAUUAAGCUCUUUACUCUCAAAUAUAUCCUUCAACAUUACGUAAACUUGCAUCUUGAAAUACCAGUUUGAGGUAAAUCCUGGUGGACCAGCAAAUAAAGGCCUGUCUGCUUUUU